AAAAACACGGAAGUAAACACCACUCUGCGCUCAGCCUCUUCACAUCAAACAUUACAUUUGAUCACUAAACAUGUCAGUAAUGUAAUUUUAAGGAAUAAUAAGUUACCUUAAAUACCUCAGCGGGCGUAUCUUAAACGAAGCCGUGUUCGGAAAAAGCUGGGUUUGGGGCGCGAAGACACCGACGAAUAUAUUAUAAGCUUCUAUGGACCACAAAGAAAAACCUUGGGAAGGAGCCGUGAGACUGGAGGAGCUGCCACAGAUGGAUGGGACAUGUGAUGCAUGCGAGCCUGAUGAGGCUCAACUUGCCAUGCAAGUCUGCAACACCUGCAGCUUUGCCUUCUGCUGUGUGCAUGCUGACAGACACGCCUCCAGCACACAUCACCCGCUAACUCCGUAUAACCAUGAGGAGACGCUAGCGAAUGGACUUUGCUGCAACAUAGACUCCGGAAUCGAAAGUGGAGCCAAGGAGGAGGCUUUGAUAGGGUUGCUGCAUGUACAGGAUGUAGAUUUGAGUGAAGUGGCACUUGGAGAUGAGAGCGGUAAUGCUGAGAAUAGCCAUGGAUCCAAGAAUGGCCUGCUGCUUCGAGGGACUGAUUUGGGAGCUGAGGGUUCAGUAGAAGGGCAGAAGAGCAUCGCUGCUGCAGAGGCAGUGAAGAGGGACACUGUGACAGUAGAGAGACUGCGCUGCAAGGAGCAUGGGCAGGAAGGCUCCCUCUACUGUAAACCAGAUGAAAAGAUUAUCUGUGUUUUGUGUGCUGUGCAGGGUGAGCACCAGCAACAUGAAAUUAUCACUCUGCAUGAGGCUUAUAACUGGCAGAAGAAUAGACAGGGUUAUGACCUGCUGGGCUGUACACGACAGAUGGGACAGAAAAUCACAAACAAGUGGACCAACCCAAAGAUGUCUACAGAGCAAUUGGAGGUGUAUGUGAACACCCAGUUCGAUGAACUUCGCAGAUUAGUACAUCUUGAAGAAAAGAGGACCUUGCACCUUGUGGAUCUCAAAGAGGCAUUCCUGACUGCAUCUGCUGCAGAGAAAAUUGCAGAGAUCACUGUUCAAACUGAACACCUCCAAGAAGAGAUGGCCAGCAUCACUAAGCAGAUUUGCAUGCUGGAACAGACUCAGGUACCAACAGGAGAUCCUGUCCGGACAGCAGAGGACUUCGCAGAAGCACCAGGACCAGUCCAUAUAUUAACGCUUGACUUUGAAGCCAGACCAAGGUUACCAGUGCCAAGGGCUGACCCAGUGGACCCACAGGACUUAGAAGACAGUGAUUCAGGACCUCCCAUGGACCAUGCUCCCUGACAAUGGACGUUCUGGUAUUGUGUCUUUGCCUCGGAUGUCAGUGAAAUGACCUUUGAAGCAACUUUGGCGAGCUGAAGUGGGCUAGAAACCUCCUGUCCACAUUGAAAUGUCUCUCGCCCUAUUAACUUUGCUUAAUGGAAACACUGAAGUUCUCUGCCAUCGAUUACAAUCUGGCCAUAUUUCCGCUGCCAGUUGGAUCCAGGUGAGCCCGGCGGACUCGUUGAGGAAGGAGUCCAUUAGGACUGGAGUUUUCAAAGCUUAUUUUUAUAUGUUGUGAAAAAAGAAGAUCUAACUUUUUAUACUCUUAUCUCUUCCUGCUGCCUAAAUGUUUUUGUUUUUUUCUUUACUUCCCAUCUGUGUUCCCUCCCAGAUUCAUAGUGCACUUGCAUUUGUAUGCAAAUGCUUUUAGGACCAACAUGGAGAGCAUUUUGACACUUAUUGAUUUAGAGAGCUUUAUGAGUCGGGCAAAAAUCAAACCGUAAUUUAGGUUUUGUCAAAGACCUCUUCCGCCGUAUCAGCUGCGUGUGGACCGCUCAUAUAACGACUCAUCACUCCCGGCCGAUCCACAGUGACAAAUUUACACACUUUCCACCUUGACCCGUUUAUGCACGGCUCUCAGCAAGUCAGUCUGUAUCAGCAGAUGGUUUUUAAUGCGAUUGUUUCUCCUGUCAUAAAUUCUGUGGUGAAGGCUUGUGAAAUGUGGGCCAUGCAUGACAACAUGACAACACCGAUGCACUCAAUGCGGUGACAUUACUUUCAAAAGAAAGAUAGGAGACUGAUUCCCACGUUUAUAUCUUGCCUAUUUUUGCCUUGAAUCUAGGAAUAAACAGGGAAUCGAUGUCGAGGAUGACAUCUAUUGGAACACGUUAAGAACAACGUCUUAUACUGUUUCUGAAAAGUAUCUGAAUAGUGUUUUUCCAUGUAGCUUUGGUGUGUUUGACGGGAUACAUCUGGAAAGAAAUACCGUAUAAGUCCACUCUCCAAGGUGAAUGCUGCACAAUAUUAAUUACUAGGGAUGUCCGACAUCCGAUAUUGUCCAACUCUUUAAUUACCGAUACCGAUAUCAACCGAUAUAUACAGUCGUGGAAUUAACACAUUAUUAUGCCUAAUUUGGACAACCAGGUAUGGUGAAGAUAAGGUACUUUUUAAAAAUAAUAAUAAAAUAAGAUAAAUAAAUUAAAAACAUUUUCUUGAAUAAGAAAGAAAGUAAAACUAUAUAAAAACAGUUACAUAGAAACUAGUAAUUAAUGAAAAUGAGUAAAAUUAACUGUUAAAGGUUAGUACUAGGGCUUCACGGCCUCACAAUACGAAGGUCCUGAGUAGUCUUGGGUUCAAUCCCGGGCUCGGGAUCUUUCUGUGUGGAGUUUGCAUGUCCUCCCCGUGACUGCGUGGGUUCCCUCCGGGUACUCCGGCUUCCUCCCACUUCCAAAGACAUGCACCUGGGGAUAAGUUGAUUGGCAACACUAAAUUGGCCCUAGUGUGUGGAUGUGAGUGUGAAUGUUGUCUGUCUAUCUGUGUUGGACCUGCGAUGAGGUGGCGAAUUGUCCAGGGUGUACCCCGCCUUCCGCCCGAUUGUAGCUGAGAUAGGCUCCAGCGCCCCCCGCGACCCCAAAGGGGAAUAAGCGGUAGAAAAUGGAUGGAUGGAUGGAGGUUAGUACUAUGAGUGGACCAGCAGCAUGCACAAUCAUGUGUGCUUACGGACUGUAUCCCUUGCAGACUGUAUUGAUAUAUAUUGAUAUAUAAUGUAGGAACCAGAAUAUUAAUAACAGAAAGAAACAACCCUUUUGUGUGAAUGAGUGUAAAUGGGGGAGGAAGGUUUUUUGGGUUGGUGCACUAAUUGUAAGUGUAUCUUGUGUUUUUUAUGUUGAUUUAAUAAAAAAAAAACCAUACCGAUAAUUUCCGAUAUUACAUUUUAACGCAUUUAUCCCUAUUAAUUACUUACGAGCUUCAUUGGUUCUGUGACGGGGCUCUUAAUUCAAAACGCGCGUACUGUAUCUCUCCCAUCGAAAUGAAUUUAAAUCAAUUUAAUCAGUGCUUGACCCAACCCCCUUAAAACAGCACACUUUUAACAUGUAACAUGCCUUUUAAAAAGAAAACCAAACUUUUUGAUAAUAAAUAUUGCAUAAAGAGGGAAAACAAUAGAAAUUACGACACACAACUACAAUAGUUUUAUGAAAUAAUGUAAUAAUGAUGCACAGCAUUUAUCUUAGAGCAGGGGUCGGGAACCUUUUUGGCUGAGAGAGCCAUGAAAGCGAAAUAUUUAAAAAUGUAUUUCCGUGAGAGCCGUAUAAUAUUUUUUAACAAUGAAUACACUAAAUGCGUGCAUUUUUAAGUAAGACCAACAUUUUUAGAGUAUAAUAAGUCUCUUAUCUUACCAUUAAUGCGACUUCUGGUGCUGCAUGGUUUUGCUGAUGCCUUUGUAGUCUGGUUGAUACGUGAUACUGUGAUUACCAGCGAAAUUAUUCAUUACUCAUCGUGUUAAGCAGCGUCAGCUAAGAUUUAUCUGAGAGCCAGAUGCGGUCAUCAAAAGAGCCACAUCUGGCUCUAGAGCCAUAGGUUCCCUACCCCUGCCUUAGAGAGUGGUUUCUACGGUAUUUCCUCCCAGCUGCUUUGUCGUCAAACACGCCAUUAGCAGCUUUUCCAUAAUUUCAUGGAUAAAUGUCCGCCAUUGAGACAUUGUUUUAACAUUCUUUGCUGGCGUUAGACUCAUUCUGCCUCAGUUUGUUGCAGACUGGCAGUGAUACGCCUAAAUUGAAACGCUCAGUCAUGUUUAUGAUGAUUUCUUUCUUUACUUUAAUCAGUAUCAUCCACUUCUUAUUUUCAGCUCUGUCCUUCUCACUCACGUUCUUCCUUCCCAUGGUCGGAAAACAAAGCGCAUGUUUGUGUGCAUCUUCAGCUAUAAGGCCAGAUGUUUUAGUCGGUUAUUACAAGGUUCACUGUGACAUUUGCUACGCCAACUCAUGGCAAGAAUCCUUUUAAUUUAAAUUGUUGCUUGCAUCUUAAAGCAUAACAAUUAGCCGAAAGACAGCUCUUAUCUCAAAGCAAAAGUUGGGACACUCUUAAGUUGAGGUACCACUGCAUAAAACGACUGUAGUAGUACAUUCUGUUGUAUGCUGUUAUACAAUAUUUAUAUUCCAAAAUGUUGUUUUUCUUUUUAAAAGGUGUGUUACAUGUUAAAAUUGUGCUGUUUUUUGAGGGGAAACAUUGAUUAAAUUAAAUAAUUUCAAUGGGAGACAUUGAUUUGAGAUACAAAUGUUUUGAGUUGAUAUCUUUUACACAGAACCAAUUAAGCUCCUAAAUUGAGGUUUUACUGUAUUGUAGGAACAGCUUUGCGAGGUACAGUAGUUGGAGACAAGAAUGUGGAUGCGGUUCUGCUGCUGAAUCAUUAGACUUUUUCAAGAUCCAAGCAGCAAAGCCUCCAGAUAGGAAAGGGAAUUUGAGAAUAGGGAAGAAAGGAUAGUGAUUGACUCAGAGAUUAUCUUCUUCACUACAGAGGCGUCUUCUGUCUACACUCACAACGAGCCAAAACCUUCUUUCAUCAACUCAAAUUGACAAUUAGAAAGCCCCUGAACCACCUGUCUUUUUCUGCCGGACCUUCUCUGUUCCUGAAACGGUCCACUGAAUAAAGAAUGCUUUCUCAGCAGGUCUAGUUCUGCCUGCAUUGACCCGCAAAAAGUCAUUAAUCCAGUGGUCACUCCGACUGACUGACUCUCUUAUUAGCUCUCUUUACACAUAAAUGGAUGUAAUCGUCUGUCACACACACUAUUAGAUGAGCUAUUUUCAGAAUGUCAUUCAUGUAUUACUGGUUACUUUCCUUUAACAAAGAUGAUCAUUUUGUAAAGUGAAAUACUUUGUUCUGGUGAAAGUAACUCCACGGUGACACAGAAGCAGAAGCAAUGUAAAUGUUUUAUCUUGAUUGUACACUUUUCUAUAUUUUGUAUCUAAAUAUGUCAUUUUAAAGGUUGACUUUUAUCAUUGUCUAGGAACUACUGAUUAAAAAUAGGCGUCUGGCUAACUCUGGCAUAAUAACAUACCUGUAAGUGUUUAUUAAAAUACACUGUUCCUGUAUCAAAUAAAUUAAACACAAAACAAUAAAAGUAC
This is a messenger RNA of Nerophis lumbriciformis (worm pipefish), 5404 nucleotides long. It is a transcript of the gene trim44, whose product is annotated as tripartite motif containing 44. Lineage: Eukaryota; Metazoa; Chordata; Actinopteri; Syngnathiformes; Syngnathidae. Gene Ontology annotation, molecular function: zinc ion binding. The record is from RefSeq and is a predicted model, not a curated record.